Brassica oleracea var. oleracea is the source of this 810-nucleotide messenger RNA. RefSeq lists its product as uncharacterized. The record is from RefSeq and is a predicted model, not a curated record. NCBI's taxonomy places the organism in Eukaryota, Viridiplantae, Streptophyta, Magnoliopsida, Brassicales, Brassicaceae. Bases 1 to 810 code for a protein of 269 amino acids. The transcript is spliced from 2 exons.
AUGGCCUAUCUAAUCCUCUACAUAGACGACAUAAUUGUCACUGCCUCCACCGAUGCACUCCGCAACACUAUCAUUGUCGUCCUGAAAUCGGAAUUUCCAAUGAAAGACUUUGGCAUCAUCAAUUCUUUCCUCGGUAUCUCGGCCAAAUACAACGACCAGGGCUUGUUCCUCAAUCAAUCGCGCUACGCUGAAGACAUCAUCGCCAGAGCUGGAAUGUCAGAAUGUAAGCCUUGCGCAACUCCGGUUGAUCUCAAAUCCAAACUCGCUGAGGAAGCAGGCAAGCCAGUUGCAGAUCCGACCCAUUAUCGAAGUCUUGCAGGAGCCUUACAGUACUUAACAUUCACGCGUCCGGACAUAUCCUACGCAGUUCAACAGCUCUGUCUUUUCAUGCAUGUCCCACGAGAGAGCCACCUUCAAGCCCUCAAACGAGUCAUCAGAUACCUCAAAGGCACGACACAUAUGGGUCUGCAACUGUUGAAGAAACAAAACCUGCGUCUCACGGCCUAUACCGACGCAGACUGGGCCGGCUGUCCAUCAACGAGACAUUCGACCUCUGGCUUCUGUCUCUACCUCGGCGACAACCUCAUCUCCUGGUCAGCAAAACGCCAACCUACUGUCUCACGCUCGAGUGCAGAAGCGGAGUACAAUGGCAUCGCAAAUGCCGUCUCAGAAUCAUGCUGGCUACGGAAUUUGUUACUCGUAAUGGGAAGACCUCUCAAGCACUCAACCGUGGUUUUCUGUGACAAUGUUCAUCACGCAGGAGAAGCUAAAGAAAGUGAUGAAAUGAAAUCAAUGGGGAAGAAUCCAUAG